Nezara viridula (southern green stink bug) is the source of this 453-nucleotide messenger RNA. Lineage: Eukaryota; Metazoa; Arthropoda; Insecta; Hemiptera; Pentatomidae. The record is from the annotation of a GenBank genome assembly.
AUGAACGGAAAGUACCCUUGUUUUGUUGUGUCAAAUGUGACAGUGAUCCUGCUCUCGAGAGUGCCCCGGCAGGAUGCCAAACGAUGCCCUCCAAACAUUGACAUUACUUUUAUUGGUAUGCAAGGAUUUCCCAUCUUGGCUGCUGAACCAAAUGGUCUUCCAUUGGAGUAUAAGAUCCUGCCUGAGUACCUUCAGGAACUGGGCUACAGGACGCACGCCGUCGGGAAGUGGCAUUUGGGGUUCUUCAAGACCAAUUAUACGCCGCUACAGAGAGGUUUCGAGACACAUUUGGGCUAUUACACGGGAUAUACCGGCUAUUACGAUUACAUGGCGCAAGUUAGGGUAAGUUAUUUUUAUUUCCCCUUACCUAUAUAUAAAAUAUAUAGUUACAAAAAGUACGCUUCUUUAUCAAGAAAGACGUUAACUGAAAGUGGUGUGAUGUGCUCACCUUGA